Molecule: messenger RNA, 1035 nt
Organism: Rhagoletis zephyria (snowberry fruit fly)
Lineage: Eukaryota; Metazoa; Arthropoda; Insecta; Diptera; Tephritidae
Gene: Rpn6
Product: regulatory particle non-ATPase 6
Source: RefSeq, a predicted model, not a curated record
AUGGCCGGAGCAACCUUAUUUGCACGCGCUCAAGCCCUCACCAGCGUCAAUCGUGAGGAGGGCAUUACGCUGCUGAAUAAAAUUGUGCGUGAACAAGAAGUAGCUGAGAAUGACGAGGAGUUGAUUCGUUUGAAGGAGCAGGGUAUCCUGCAGUUGGGAGAGUUGUACAAGCAAGAAGGUAAAGCCAAGGAAUUGGCCGAUCUGAUUAAGGUGACACGUCCCUUCCUCAGUUUGAUAAGCAAAGCGAAGGCAGCUAAAAUGGUGCGCACGCUAGUCGAUAUGUUUCUAGACAUGGAUGCUGGCACGGGAAUAGAGGUGCAAUUAUGUAAAGACUGCAUUGAGUGGGCUAAACAAGAAAAGCGCACAUUUUUACGCCAAUCGUUGGAGGCCCGACUUAUUGCAUUAUUCUUCGAUACAGGCUUGUAUACAGACGCCUUGGCACUUGGUUCUCAAUUGUUGCGUGAAUUGAAAAAAUUGGAUGAUAAGAAUCUCCUCGUUGAGGUACAACUAUUGGAGAGCAAAACCUAUCAUGCACUUAGUAAUCUACCGAAAGCACGCGCCGCACUCACCUCUGCACGCACAACCGCCAAUGCGAUAUACUGUCCGCCCAAGGUGCAAGGUGCUCUCGAUUUGCAAUCGGGUAUAUUGCAUGCAGCCGAUGAACGCGAUUUUAAAACGGCCUUCUCCUACUUUUACGAAGCAUUCGAGAGUUACGACAGCGUUGAUAAUGCAAAGGCUUUAACUGGUUUAAAGUAUAUGUUGUUGUGCAAAAUUAUGUUGGGGCAAUCUGAGGAUGUCAAUCAGAUUGUGAGCGGCAAAUUGGCUAUCACUUAUUCGGGUCGCGAUAUUGAUGCUAUGAAAGCUGUGGCGGAAGCUUCACACAAACGUUCUCUUGCCGAUUUCCAAGAUGCAUUGAAGGAUUACAAAAAAGAAUUGACAGAGGAUGUUAUUGUCCAAGCGCAUUUGGGUACGCUUUACGACACAAUGUUGGAACAGAAUCUGUGCCGCAUCAUUGAACCACGGGUACUAAAUUGA